UAUAUUUCGAUUUCAAAGUUUCCCCUCCCCAUGUGAUUUUUAUGAUUUGGCUUGACGAAUGCUUAAAUUAUUCAAAUUAUUUAAAGUCCAAAGAUUUAAUACACGAUAUGCACAUCAAUGGUUUCCUGACGCCAAAUGGUUUGAAAGUUAUGUUGGACCCUCCUUAUUUCCAGAUGAUUUUGAUACAAGAUGGAAACCUCCUAUUCCAUUCCUAUCCAAACCAGCUCCAGAAAUGAAUAUUAAAACGAUGCAGCUUAAUUUUGGACCUCAACAUCCAGCUGCCCAUGGUGUCCUCAGACUAAUAUUACAGCUUGAUGCUGAAACCGUUAAAAAAGCCGACCCUCACAUAGGCUACCUUCACCGGGGAACUGAAAAGCUUAUAGAAUACAAAACCUACCUUCAAGCUCUGCCCUAUUUUGACAGACUCGAUUACGUAAGUAUGAUGUGCAACGAACAAUGCUUUUCUCUCGCCAUCGAAAAAUUAUUGGGAAUAAAUAUACCGGAGAGGGCCAAAUGGAUCAGGGUUUUAUUUGGCGAAAUUACUCGUAUAAAGAACCACAUUAUGGGUAUCACCACACAUGCACUGGAUUUAGGCGCUAUGACCCCCUUCUUUUGGCUUUUCGAAGAAAGAGAAAAGCUAAUGGAAUUCUACGAAAGAGCAUCAGGGGCCAGGUUACACGCAGCUUAUGUUAGGCCAGGCGGAGUUGCGCAGGACCUCCCAUUGGGUCUUCUAGACGACAUAUACGAAUGGGUUAUGCAGUUCCCUCAAAGGAUAGACGAAGUCGACGAUUUAUUGACCGAAAAUAGAAUUUUUAAAUCGAGAACCGUCGAUAUCGGGGUUGUAACGGCCCAAGACGCCCUUAAUUUGGGAUUUAGUGGCGUGAUGGUGAGGGGGAGCGGAAUAAAAUGGGAUUUGCGUAAAUCGCAACCUUACGACGCUUACGAUCAAGUUGAUUUUGACGUUCCUGUAGGAAUCAAGGGCGACUGUUAUGAUAGGUAUCUUUGUAGAAUGGAAGAGAUGCGACAAAGCGUAAGAAUAAUUCAUCAGUGUCUCAAUAAAAUGCCGACCGGUGAAAUCAAAGUAGACGACAAUAAAAUAAGCCCACCAUCUAGGGCCGAAAUGAAAGAUUCGAUGGAAGCUUUGAUACACCAUUUUAAGCUAUUUACCGAAGGAUUCCAAGUACCUCCUGGUUCCACUUACACAGCCAUAGAAGCUCCCAAGGGCGAAUUCGGUGUUUACCUCGUGUCUGAUGGUACUAGUCGACCCUACAGAUGCAAAAUUAAAGCUCCCGGGUUUUCACAUUUGGCCGCCAUCGAUAAAAUUGGUAAGAAUUUGUUUUUGGCAGAUAUAGUCGCCAUUAUAGGAACCUUAGACAUUGUGUUUGGAGAAGUGGAUAGAUGAAAUUUGUUUUUAAAAAUAAUAUUGGUAAAAAGAAUGUAUAGAAAAAUAUUAUCCUUAUAAUCUUGAUUCGAUUCAAUUUAAAUAGUGUUUAUAUACUGUGUUUAUAUACUGUUUAUCGUAGAUCAUUUGUAAAAGAGCUUAUUUAUGAUAUG
Gordionus sp. m RMFG-2023 is the source of this 1554-nucleotide messenger RNA. Its product is annotated as NADH-ubiquinone oxidoreductase 49 kDa subunit-like. The record is from RefSeq and is a predicted model, not a curated record. The transcript is spliced from 13 exons. Gene Ontology annotation, molecular function: NAD binding; oxidoreductase activity, acting on NAD(P)H; quinone binding. The coding region runs from base 59 to 1402 and encodes 447 amino acids. Gene Ontology annotation, biological process: mitochondrial electron transport, NADH to ubiquinone. Lineage: Eukaryota; Metazoa; Nematomorpha; Gordioida; Chordodea; Parachordodidae.